ACAGGAGGGGCGGUGCACCAGGCAGCAUGGCGGCCGCCAUGGCACUGAGCGGCGGGAUGCGCUACGGGCCCUGUUCCCGGCAGCUGCUGGGGCCGAGCGCCCACGGGCGGCUCGUGCGGCCGGCGGUCUGCGGAGGGAGCGCGGCGCCGGCCUCCAGCCGGCCCGGCCCGGGGGGAGAGGUGCGGUACUGCGCCGAGCUGCUGCGGAAACGUGACUAUGAAGGGUUUCUGUGUUCUCUAUUGUUGCCGGCAGAAUCCCGCACCUCUGCUUUUGCACUGAGAGCCUUCAACGUUGAACUGGCCCAGAUUAAAGACUCCAUAACACAGAAGACCAUAGGUUUGAUGCGAAUGGAGUUUUGGAGGAAAGCUGUGGAAGAUAUAUACUGUGAUAACCCACCACAUCAGCCAGUUGCUAUAGAACUGUGGAAGGCUGUCAAGAGACAUAACUUGACUAAAAGGUGGCUUCUGAAGAUUAUUGAUGAAAGAGAGAAAAAUUUGGAUGACAGAGCAUAUCGCAACAUCCAGGAACUUGAAACAUAUGCUGACAACACUCAUAGCGCUCUCUUGUAUCUUACCUUGGAAAUGCUGGGUGUGCGGGAUAUCCAUGCAGACCAUGCAGCCAGUCACAUUGGGAAAGCACAAGGCAUUGUCACCUGUUUAAGAGCAACUCCUUAUCAUAGUAAAAGACAAAAGGUCUUUCUUCCUAUGGACAUUUGUAUGUUGCAUGGAGUUUCGCAAGAAGAUUUCAUAAGAGCCAAUCGAGAGAAAAAUCUGAGAGAUGUAAUUUACAACAUUGCCAGCCAGGCACACGUUCAUCUAGAACAUGUUCAAUGAGCUGUACACCUUGAUUUAAAAAUAAUGCAGCUGUAGUUUAUGCUCCAGUCCUGCAGUCAGAUCUGUCGUCUCAGACCCCUACAGCCAUGCAGAGCCCCAUAGAAAUCAGUGGGGCUUUGCCCAGACUGAGGGGUCUGAGCUAGUGGAUCUGAUUGCAGCAUUGGAACCCAAGACUAUGUCUACACUACAGAUGCUAUAGCUACAGUGCUGCAGCUGUUCUGUGGGGGUGCCACAGUAUAGAUACUUGAUACAGUGAGGGAAGUGGUUUUUCCAUUGCUGUAGUUACAGCUGGUAGUUAGGUUGAUGGAAGAAUUUUUCCGAUGACCUAGUGGUGUCUACACUUAGGCGUAGGUUGGCUCUGUCUCUCUUAAGGGUGUGAAUUUUUUGUACCGCUGAGUGACAUAGCUAGGUCAACUUAUGUUUUUGGCAUAGACCAGCCCUAAGUUAUUUAAUUAUGAUGUGGAGACCAGAAGUCAGCCCCCCUCAUACAUUGCUAACAGGAAUAAAAGUAGUAAAACCAUAUUUCUUAUAUUAAACAAGCAGAACACAUGGGGAGCAGAUCUGUGGAAUAAAA
Dermochelys coriacea (leatherback sea turtle) is the source of this 1407-nucleotide messenger RNA. RefSeq names its product NADH:ubiquinone oxidoreductase complex assembly factor 6 (gene NDUFAF6). The record is from RefSeq and is a predicted model, not a curated record. The transcript is spliced from 8 exons. NCBI's taxonomy places the organism in Eukaryota, Metazoa, Chordata, Testudines, Dermochelyidae. Gene Ontology annotation, cellular component: mitochondrion. The coding region runs from base 27 to 833 and encodes 268 amino acids. Gene Ontology annotation, biological process: mitochondrial respiratory chain complex I assembly; biosynthetic process.